AUGUCCAAAAUGAAAGCCUCCAGGUUCCAUCAUGGGCUUUCCCGGAAAAAUCGGCACAGCCUUGGGCCAACUUCAUACGCACUGCAUCCGAUUGUCGUUUUUAUUCUCAGCACUCUCCGUCGAUCCACUAGGAGUUCACCUAAGUUGAAAUAUCUUCUCAUCAGCCUAGCCUAUACUAUUAGUGGCAUGCCGACUUCUAUUCUCGACCUUCCAACGGAACUCAUCCUGGAGAUCAUCCAUUCAGAUGACUCUACAGACGUCACCAUCGCCUACUUAGGAAUGACUUGUCGCCGUCUCCAUGACAUAUGUCAGGUUCUAGUCGUGGAGUGCCAACUUCCGGUACUGCGCACAUUAGUGAGCAGACGUCGCCUCUUCAUCUACAAGAACCCUACUUCAAUCACAAUGAAAGAUGAAGAACUAGGCGACAUAAAGGAGAUAUUUCAAGCCUCAUUCCACAAAAUCGAAUACGUCCCUGUAACCUUCAUCGCUGAGGAAAACGCAAGCGUCCACGGACUUAUUUUCCACGCCAACGCUGUUUGUCAUAUCAACAUCAUACUCGAUUCACCGUCAUACAUGUUCAGCAAAGCCGGGGAAGAAGAUUGGCACAAAUCACUAGCAUCGUUGAUCAGUGUUUCCUCGGCGAAGGAUAUGGCAAGCUUGACCAUCACGGGUAUACCACACGGCGAUCUCCAAUACUUCACCCCCAUACCCGGCAUCCCCAAAACACCAUCAAGUCCUGUGAAAAAAUAUCUCUCCAUUUUUAGCCCCCGUAAGGUCCGCUUUCUCGGUCAUAAAACGCCGUCGGGCGGUAUUCAACACCAUAUUGGUACUCAGCCGAAGCGCGCACCGGGAAGAAAGAGGCUCCUUAACAAUGGGGUAUAUGUCGAUACCCCCCAAGGUCUGAAAAGUUUUGAGAUACACUCCCCCCUCCCUUUUCAUGGAGCAUGCUUUCCGCAUACCUUACAAGUUCUGAAUGGCGGCUACCUUACCAAAUUAUCACUCUCGAACACAAGACUCCGUACGUCAGAUUGGAGUCACAUAUUACCUCUACUCAUUAUGCCUUACCUAUCCGAAUUCAUUGUCGGGGAUUCCGACAUCGCCUUCCAUGACCUUUCACCAUUCUUGUUGCGUCACUCGAGCAUAACCCACCUCGACCUAUCUUUCAGUAGUCCAAUAGGACCAAUUGUGGCCCCGGCGGGCUUUCUUCCUCGCCUUGAAGUGAUCAGCGGAAACCACGAUUAUCUUUUAGGAUUACUUUCCAGCCAGAUACCCUUAUUUCCAAAUCUAUGUUCCGUCACGUUGACGCGGCAUCCCAUGCGAGCCAUCCAGCAAGGUGCUGUUGAUACCAUCUUGCGAAAUUUGGCAGACCGUAAGAGAGGGACAAUUCGUCUCUCCAUCGAAUUUUCGGAUGCGAUCGGUCUUAUGGACUGUUUCUCCAACGCCACGUCAGAACCAUGCUCCUUGGAUUGCGUGAAAACACUCGAGGUCAUUAGGUUCGGGUUCCGCAUGCCCUCAGAGAUGUGCGACAGCUUCUUUUCUUGGGUAUCGGUCUUCCAUUACAUGCAAGAGCUGGAUUUGACACGGCUGGUUCCCCCGGACUCGAAAAUGUGGACGUGGAGAAUAGAUGCAUUGUGGGAUUCAUGUCCGGAGUUGCAGUCGAUUGUCGUCGGGGUAAAAACCUACCAGCGGCCAGUGAAAGGAGUCAAGUAA
Molecule: messenger RNA, 1710 nt
Organism: Laccaria bicolor S238N-H82
Lineage: Eukaryota; Fungi; Basidiomycota; Agaricomycetes; Agaricales; Hydnangiaceae
Exons: 1
Coding region: 1-1710 (569 amino acids)
Molecular function (GO): protein binding
Source: RefSeq, a predicted model, not a curated record